CUCAAAGUCAUCACACAGCAACUAGCUGAAUCAAUUGAUCCAGAAGUCCAGUAACCAGAGUACUAUUUGCAAAAUGAGUUUCAAGUCUCUAGUUUCUACAAAAUGGCUUUCCGACUGCAUCUCAAAAACUCCCUCCAAACUCAGAAUACUAGAUUCAUCUUAUUAUCUACCAAAAGCCAAGAGAGAUGCUUAUGAAGAAUUUAAACAGAAACAUAUUCCUGGUGCUCAGUUUUUCAGCAUUUCAGACUGCUGUGACAAUACUUCAAAAUAUGAGCAUAUGUUACCAAAACCACAGGAGUUUGCAGCAUAUGUGGGUAAACUAGGAAUAAGCAAUGACACACAUGUCAUUGUUUAUGAUGCUUCAGACAGUUAUGGUUUUUUCUCAGCACCAAGAGCUUGGUGGAUGUUUCAUGUCUUCGGACACCAAAAAGUUUCAGUUUUAAAUGGAGGCUUUAAGAAAUGGUGUGAAGAUGGAUUUCCAACAACUAACAUAAUAGAAAAUGUGAAGUCAGAAACCUUUAAUCCAAUGUUUAACUCAGAUAUAGUGAAGAGUUUUGAAGAUGUUGAAAAUAAUCUAAACUCAAAGAUUUUCCAAGUCAUUGAUGCUAGGAGUGCUGAUAGAUUUCAUGGAACAGGCCCAGAACCAAGACCUGGGAUUAAACCAGGGCACAUUCCUCUUGCCAAAAAUAUUCCUUAUGGAGAAGUUGUGGAUAAGAAUGCAGGGACCAUGAAAUCUCCUGAAGAGCUAGAGGAAAUGUUUGUGAAGACUGCAAUAGACCUGAAUCAACCUAUUGUGGCUUCAUGUGGCUCAGGUGUGUCUGCUUGUGUUCUGUCAUUUGCAGCAUCCACCCUGGGAAAGACUGUACCUGUAUAUGAUGGAGCAUGGGUAGAAUGGUACCUCAGGUCAAAACCAGACCAAAGAGUCGAAUGCCCAGAGGACAGUUAACUAAAACUUAUGAAGGUCUUUAAGACCAGGAUGGCUCUUGUCUGAGUUUUUUUUGUUGAA
Molecule: messenger RNA, 1006 nt
Organism: Saccostrea echinata
Lineage: Eukaryota; Metazoa; Mollusca; Bivalvia; Ostreida; Ostreidae
Product: 3-mercaptopyruvate sulfurtransferase-like
Exons: 3
Coding region: 74-946 (290 amino acids)
Biological process (GO): transsulfuration
Cellular component (GO): mitochondrion
Molecular function (GO): thiosulfate-cyanide sulfurtransferase activity
Source: RefSeq, a predicted model, not a curated record